GUCGCCGUCCAUGGGCAGAUAGGGUCCGGACUCGCAUUCUUUUUUUUUUUUUCCCUCGGCUAAUUUCAGCUCACUUCUAACCCCGACUGCACCAUGGUUUGCACCUCGCUUUCCCGUUUGUGGACUAUAUUUUGCCUUCAUUCGUGUUUUUACGCGAACAGUGGAGUAGCACAGAACACGAGAGAGGUGAUCCUGCUGGACUCAAAGGCGCAGCAGACAGAGUUGGAAUGGAUAGCGUCUCCUCCAAGCGGGUGGGAAGAGAUCAGUGGGCUGGACGAGAACUUCACCCCCAUCCGCACGUACCAGGUGUGCCAGGUCAUGGAACCCAAUCAGAACAACUGGCUUCGGACUAACUGGAUAGAAAAGGGCGACGCGCAGAGGAUUUUUGUGGAGCUGAAAUUCACCCUGAGGGAUUGCAACAGCCUGCCCGGGGUGGUGGGAACGUGCAAGGAGACGUUCAACCUGUAUUACCAGGAGACGGACGUGGAGGUGGGCAGGAAUAUACGCGAGAGCCAGUACGUGAAAAUAGACACCAUAGCGGCGGACGAGAGCUUCACCCAAGGUGACCUGGGCGAGAGGAAAAUGAAGCUGAACACGGAGGUGCGUAUAAUCGGGCCCCUGUCCCGCAGGGGCUUUUACCUGGCCUUCCAGGACGUGGGGGCCUGCAUUGCCCUCGUUUCCGUCAAGGUUUACUACAAGAAGUGUUGGUCCAUCAUCGAAAACCUGGCCACGUUCCCGGAUACAGUGACGGGCUCUGAGUUUUCCUCGCUGGUGGAGGUGGAGGGGACGUGCGUCAGCGAUGCCGAGGAGGAGGCCGACAACUCGCCCAAAAUGCACUGCAGCGCCGAGGGCGAGUGGCUGGUUCCCAUUGGGAAAUGUAUCUGCAAGGCCGGCUUUCACCAGAAAGGCGACGCAUGCGAACCCUGUGGCCGUGGCUUCUACAAAUCUUCGUCUCAGGAUCUGCAGUGUUCGCGCUGUCCGGCCCACAGCUAUAAUGACAGAGAGGGCUCCUGGAGAUGUGACUGCGAAGACGGAUACUACAGGGCACUCUCUGACCCACCGUCCAUCGCCUGCACCCGGCCCCCUUCAGCUCCUCAGAACCUGGUCUACAACAUCAACCAGACCACCGUCACUCUAGAGUGGAGCCCGCCGGCCGACACUGGAGGCCGCAACGAUGUUACCUACCGGAUUAUCUGCCGACGCUGCAGUUGGGAGCCAGAGGAGUGCGUCCCGUGCGGUGGAAACGUGGCUUUCACGCCGCAGCAGAGCGGCCUGACUGAUACCUACAUCACCAUCAGUGAACUGCUGGCACACGCCAACUACACCUUUGAAGUAGAGGCCGUCAACGGCGUCUCGGACCUUAGUCGCACCCAGCGACUCUUCGCUGCCGUUAGCAUCGCUACCAGCCAGGCCGCUCCAUCUCAGGUCAGUGAGGUGAUAAAAGAACGAGUGCAGGAGCACAGUAUCCAGCUGUCGUGGCAAGAACCAGAGCAGCCCAAUGGAGUCAUCACCGAAUAUGAGAUCAAGUACUAUGAGAAGGACCAGAAGGACCGCAUCUACUCAACAGUGAAGUCCAAGUCCACAUCAGCCACGGUGAACAAUCUGAAGCCCAGCACGGCAUACGUGUUUCAGAUCCGAGCAUUCACCGCUGCCGGCUACGGCAUGUUCGGCCCCAGACUGGAAGUCACCACCAAGGAGGAGUCUUCAGGCGCUGCCACGAUCGUGUCAAGCGAGCAGAACCCGGUCAUCAUCAUCGCGGUGGUGGCGGUAGCCGGCACCAUCAUCUUGGUGUUCAUGGUGUUUGGCUUCAUCAUCGGGAGAAGGUACGCUCUCGCGGGCCCGAUUGACUCUCCGCUCCUGCACUGCGGCUACAGUAAGGCAGACCAGGAAGGAGACGAAGAGCUCUACUUUCAAUUUAAAUUUCCAGGCACCAAAACCUACAUCGACCCUGAAACCUACGAGGAUCCCAACAGGGCCGUGCACCAGUUCGCCAAGGAGCUGGAUGCGUCCUGCAUCAAGAUUGAGCGGGUUAUAGGCGCAGGUGAGUUUGGGGAGGUCUGCAGCGGCCGGCUGAAGCUGCCUGGAAAAAGAGACGUGCCCGUGGCAAUCAAGACUCUGAAAGUGGGCUACACAGAAAAGCAAAGACGAGACUUCCUGUGCGAGGCCAGCAUCAUGGGACAGUUUGACCAUCCAAAUGUGGUCCAUCUGGAGGGUGUGGUCACUAGAGGAAAACCAGUCAUGAUCGUAAUUGAAUAUAUGGAGAACGGCUCGUUAGACGCCUUUCUCAGGAAACACGAUGGCCAGUUCACGGUGAUCCAGCUUGUGGGAAUGCUCCGCGGCAUCGCAGCAGGGAUGCGCUACCUCUCAGACAUGGGCUACGUGCAUCGCGACCUCGCAGCCCGAAAUAUCCUCGUCAACAGCAACCUCGUAUGUAAAGUGUCUGAUUUUGGCCUGUCCAGAGUGAUUGACGAUGAUCCAGAGGCUGUCUACACCACGACGGGGAAGAUGCAGGAUGUAAUGAAUAUGAUGUUUACCCCAGCCACUGACCUGCAUUUUACUGAACAGGGCGGAAAGAUCCCAGUUCGGUGGACAGCCACAGAAGCCAUCCAGUACCGUAAAUUCACAUCGGCUAGUGAUGUGUGGAGUUACGGCAUUGUCAUGUGGGAGGUCGUGUCCUAUGGGGAACGGCCUUACUGGGACAUGUCCAAUCAAGAUGUCAUCAAGGCUAUAGAGGAGGGUUAUCGUCUUCCAGCUCCUAUGGACUGCCCUCCUGGCCUCCACCAGCUCAUGCUGGACUGUUGGCAGAAGGACAGAGCUGACCGGCCCAAAUUCGACCAAAUAGUCGGCAUAUUGGACAAAAUGAUCCGCAAUCCCAAUACCCUGAAAACACCUGUGGGAACUACCACAAGACCCAUUAGCCCACUGCUAGACCAGAGCACGCCAGAUUUCACCUCGUUCCGCUCGGUCAGCGAGUGGUUGGAAGCCAUUAAGAUGGAGAGAUACAAAGACAACUUCACCGCAGCUGGCUACAGCUCACUCGAGUCUGUCGCUAGGAUGACUAUCGAGGACGUGAUGAGUUUGGGGAUCUCUUUAGUGGGCCAUCAGAAGAAAGUCAUGAGCAGUAUACAGACUAUGCGAGCUCAGAUGAUCCACCUGCACGGGACAGGCGUCCAGGUGUGAUGGACACCGGUGAGCCCCCCUGGGCAUGGGCGGGAACUCUCGGGGAAAAAAAAAAAACUGCACCCAUUGAAGGUGCCACCGAGGAUAAUCACGUCAAAACAAUGAUCAAAACUGAAAACAUGAAGUCUCUCUCCUACGAUGACUCCAGAAGCUGCGGAAUAGGACCGUUCCUUUGUUCUUCAGCGAAGGACUUUAGCCACCUCAUUAGCGAAGGUGCUGAACAGAGGAAAGAACAAAGGAAAGGAAGGGGAAAAAAAGAGGGAGAGGGAGAUGCUACCUGGACAUGUCAGAGCUCUGAAGAUCUUAUUACGUGUCAGUGGAGAGAUGGAGCGUUUUCUAGCAUUUUGAUGCUUUUUUUUAUCUCAACGACUGGUUGAUUUGCUCAUUGUCAGUAUGGACCUCACUAGAACAUGGAUAUAUUUUGCAAAAAAAAGGACAAAAGCUGCACAAAAGAAGCAAAUUCAAUCAAAAAAAAAAAAUUGAGUGUUUUUUUUUUUUUCCUUUUCAGUUUUAAUAGCCAUGGUCCAAUGGUUGUGGUAGGCUACAUAAAUUUCCUGCUUUGCAUUUGACAGUUUACCUUUUGGAUUUCAGUGUGGAAUUGACAACAGGGUAAAAAAAAAACGUCCCCUCUGUAGGCAGAGAGGCAGAAGCAGUGGCUGGAUGUUGACAGAGGCUUGGCUUCUCAGGCCAGUUGCUAUUUGUGUACCGAGACUCUCCGCUGGAACUGUUUGAGUCGGAGUCGUUCUCCGCAAGAGCAUCCCAUCCCUUUCUCCUGGUCAGUUUCGACGCUCUUGAGGGGUGUAUUUUAUAAACACACCAGACAUAAAGAUGGUCACGUUUUCUGGUGCACCACGACAUUUGAAAUGUGUUUUUUUUUUUUGUGUGUGUGCAAACCAUGAAAUUAUUACAAAGACGAAAAGACGAUUGAGAACCACUUUGAAUGGAUUCUUUUUUAUGUGAAACAAUGCGCUAGUUUCUUUUCUUUUAUUUGGAAGACGUGAAUGGAUGUUAUCUGCAAUAUUUUUCCAGUUUGCUGUUAUUUUUUUCCUUCUAAUGUUAUUAUUUCCUGCGGUGUCUCCAUAUAGAUAGCACUAUUGAAGACUGUAUUUAAUAGAGAGGCAGUUCGAUCUAAAGUUAAUUGUUUGCCUUGCAAAAUCUGUUUUCGCAGAUGGUGCAGAAUAUUUCAUAUUUUUGAGUUACCGCAAUCCCAGGCAGUCGGUUUUAGAUCCCAUAAUGCUACUUCAGUUUGACUGAGGCUGAGGAGCGAAACUUUAGAGGGAUGUCAUUUUUGCAGACUAGAGCAUGUAUACCCCCUGUCCCCCGUCCUAUUUGCUCUGUUCCCUGCAUAGGAACGCAAGCAGGAGGUGAAAUGGACGUAGGCAGAGAGAUAUAUUAGUGUCUUGAAGAGACUGAACAAUGAUCAAUCAGAGCAAUAAUAAUCGAGAUGGUACUUCUUAGUGAUGUUAAGGUGCUAUGUAGAUUUUUACCAUUUUUAGCAUGUCACCAUCAAUCACAGUAUGUCGAUCUUUAGAAAGGGAAUGAUUUCCCAGCAAGCGAUCCAUGUGUGGAUUCCCUCUCUUCCCCAGGGCAGGGAGGACGAUUAAAAAAAAACAAAAAAACACAAGAAUGUGUUGUUGUUGCUGUUCUGCUCUUCUUCCAAGAGCCAACGCUCAAAGGAGGAAUCCAGUCUUUCAAACUUG
Molecule: messenger RNA, 4880 nt
Organism: Pygocentrus nattereri (red-bellied piranha)
Lineage: Eukaryota; Metazoa; Chordata; Actinopteri; Characiformes; Serrasalmidae
Gene: epha7
Product: eph receptor A7
Exons: 17
Coding region: 94-3180 (1028 amino acids)
Biological process (GO): protein phosphorylation; axon guidance; cell surface receptor protein tyrosine kinase signaling pathway
Cellular component (GO): plasma membrane; neuron projection
Molecular function (GO): ATP binding; protein binding; transmembrane-ephrin receptor activity
Source: RefSeq, a predicted model, not a curated record